AUGUCCAGCAGCAAUUUUAACGAGAUGAACGAACUAAAUAUGACUCAAACGAAUUAUGGCAGCACAAAAUAUACCGCUCAGCAUCAUCAAGGUGUAAUAAAUGCCAUCAUCUCUUCGCUUACAGCCCCAGAUCAACCAACCACCGUGUCAUUGCAGUACUCCAACGAAAAGAACAUGGCGACGGAAAUACAAGCUUAUGCAAAAUUAUCCGGACCCAACUGGACCUAUUAUGUGAAGGAUUUAGAAGUCUCCAUUGGCAGGAACACUGAUCCCCUGAAUAGCGCAUUACAGGAAAAUUCAGAUGGCGUAAAGAGCUCAUACAGAGUGAAUAUUGAUCUUGGGCCAGCCAAAGUCGUCUCUAGGAAACAUGCCAUAAUAAAAUAUAACAUGAAUAUAGGUGGUUGGGAAUUGCACAUAUUGGGCCGUAACGGCGCUAAAGUGAACUUCCAAAGGACUCAUAAUGGACCCAAUAAUCCUCCUAUUCGAUUGUCUUCGGGAACCCUACUGGAUAUAGGAGGAACACAAAUGAUGUUUAUUCUACCCGAUAGCGACCCAGUUGUUGCUCCUAUUUGUAUAGAGCACCUGAUGCCUAAUUUAAUAAAUAUGUUUGGAUUAGAAGGCAACAACAACCCUUUGCUAAGAGACAUUAUAAAACAAUCUAAUUAUGCGAAGCAAAGGCAAUUAACCUCUAAUCAACAAAUUAAAGGGUUCAAGCUUUAUGGAAGUGGUGGCAAUGCCCCUUUUGGUAAUGGAUCAAACUUGAGCUCUAACGAACAGGGCAUCUUCAACAAUAAUAACAGUAAGAACAAAAAUGGCUACUUUACAUCCAUCAACCCCAACUAUACAGCGUCUGCAACAGGCAAUACCGUCAAUCCACAAGUGGCAUCUCCACAGGGUCCUUCAAAUACCAUUAUUGCCGCAAAUUUUGUUGAUUCGUACAAAUCAGCGAAUGCCUAUCCUCAAGCCUUGGAUUUUACCUCCGAUCUAUCCCAUGACGAAAACAGAAACGUUAAACCGCCUCAUUCAUACGCGACCAUGAUAACACAGGCCAUACUGUCGUCGCCGGAGGGAGUCAUUUCAUUAGCGGACAUCUACAAAUAUAUCUCUUCCAAUUAUGCCUACUACAGGUUUGCUAAGUCCGGCUGGCAAAACUCCAUUAGGCAUAAUUUAUCAUUAAACAAGGCAUUCGAAAAAGUUCCAAGAAGACCCAAUGAGCCAGGCAAAGGUAUGAAAUGGAGGAUUAGCGAAUCCUACCAGCAAGAAUUUCUAAAUAAAUGGAACACAGGUAAAGUGGGGAAAAUUAGACGUGGAUCUUCAGUGGCAAGGCAAUUACAGUUACAUAUGGCAAAGUUUAACACUUUACCCAUGGAAAUGGACUAUAGGUUAUCACUCAACAUGGCACAACCACCUAAACGACAACUGCAAUCUCACAAUGUCCUGGAAUCAUCCAAUAAUAACAUCAUAGAGGGGUUCGUACCACAUGUCCCACCACAAGGUAAUCUUCCUCCACCGCAACGAUCACAACCCCCUGUGUCACAUCAACCACAACCACAGGAACAACACCAAGAGAUUCAAUUUACAUUCACGGAUACGCAGAAUCGAAGUAUAGCGUUAGCGAGACCUAUCAAGACGCCACAAUUGCAAGCCCCCAAUUCCAACUCAAAUGCUGACUUAAAUCCAAACAACAUGAAGGAAUACAAAGAAUCACUUCACCCGCCUGCAAUAUCAAUAUCACAAAUGAAUAGGCAAUCUCCAAACAACGCUCUAGUCUCGUUUACUAAUGCAUGUGCUAAUUCCAAAAUAAUAAAUAACAUAAGCGAUAGCACCAACAAACCGACUAACAAUGGUAGUGGGAGUAAAAUGAAUCUACCUGCUAUAUCUACUUCUUCACCUGACGAAAAUGGUAAUUCAGAGCCAACAACAACCACGUCCUCCGGAAAUUCUAACCCAGUGCCGCAGACUGGAAUAACGAAUUCUUCACUGGCAGCGAACAACCUACGCCUUUCUCAACCCUAUGAUACACUAUUACGGUCUCCGACUAAAGCAUUCCAUAUUACUGCGAUGGAAGCAUAUACGCCAGAAAGAGGCAGUGCUAACAGGGCCAGGUCACCCCUUCAUAGUAAUAGCAAUAAUACUAAUAAUAACAAUGCAAAUAACGCUAACUUACAGACUAACGGAAUGGAAAACAAACAAACGGGCAUCGUGCUGGAUUCCAAUGUCUUGAAAAGCAUGGAAUCAAAUAACGAUAACAGACGGCUGACUCCAUCAACGAGUAAGUCACAGAAUGUCAAAAGUUCUCCAGGUGUAUGGAAUUUAUUGCAAUUUAGUUCAACAAACAACACUCCGGCCGCAGACAACGGAGGCAACAAGAGAGGAUUCUCCAUAAAUCAGGAUACUAAAGCCAAUGAAAACGAGAAUGCUGCUUCAGAAAAAGAUUCGGACUCCAACUCAAAUGAUCUGGAAACAAAAGAUAUUAAUUCUUCACCUUUGAAAAACCAAGGCGGUAGCGCCGCUAAUGCCAAAGAACUAAUAUUAGAUACGGAUGGCGCAAAGAUAAGUAUUAUCAACAACUAA
Messenger RNA from Saccharomyces paradoxus, 2574 nucleotides. RefSeq names its product forkhead family transcription factor FKH2 (gene FKH2). The record is from RefSeq and is a predicted model, not a curated record. Gene Ontology annotation, biological process: regulation of transcription by RNA polymerase II. Gene Ontology annotation, molecular function: RNA polymerase II cis-regulatory region sequence-specific DNA binding; DNA-binding transcription factor activity, RNA polymerase II-specific; protein binding. NCBI's taxonomy places the organism in Eukaryota, Fungi, Ascomycota, Saccharomycetes, Saccharomycetales, Saccharomycetaceae. Bases 1 to 2574 code for a protein of 857 amino acids. The transcript has a single exon.